Maylandia zebra (zebra mbuna) is the source of this 2752-nucleotide messenger RNA. It is a transcript of the gene scamp2, whose product is annotated as secretory carrier membrane protein 2. Gene Ontology annotation, cellular component: trans-Golgi network membrane; recycling endosome membrane. Lineage: Eukaryota; Metazoa; Chordata; Actinopteri; Cichliformes; Cichlidae. The record is from RefSeq and is a predicted model, not a curated record. Gene Ontology annotation, biological process: protein transport.
CUGGCUCAGUGCGCAUGCGCUUUAAACUUUAUUCGAGGAAGUGGUAGGACAGGCACCAGAAGCGAUAGGGAAGAGUUUGUUGUUAACUCCACCUUCAGAGAAGACAAAAAGAACACCUCGCAACAUUUUCAAAAUGUCGGAAUUUGAUACCAACCCGUUCGCAGAUACUGCCAGCGAAAACCCUUUCAAUGAUCCCUCUGUCACUCAGGUGACAAAAUCCAACAUCGAACCAGUUGACCAGUACAACCCUUUCUCUGCUCAACCCAGUGAUGGACUAGCAGCUCACACCACAUCUCCUGCUGUGCUACAGCCAUCUACAGAGCCCAGUCCACAGGUAACUGCUGCUGCAGCUCAGGCCAACCUGCUGAGGCAGCAGGAAGAGCUGGAGAGGAAAGCUGCCGAGCUGGACCGCAGAGAGCAUGAGCUACAGAGCAGAGGCCUGACAGGUAAAGAGAACAACUGGCCUCCACUUCCAAAGUUCUUCCCCAUCAAACCAUGUUUUUACCAGGACUUCUCAGAGGAAAUCCCCCCAGAGUGCCAGAGAGUCUGCAAGAUGAUGUACUACCUCUGGAUGUUCAACUGUGUGACUCUGUUCCUCAACCUGCUGGCAUGUUUGGCUUUCUUCACCACGGCUUCAAGCAAUGGUGUGGACUUUGGUCUCUCCAUUCUCUGGCUCAUCCUCUUUGCUCCCUGCUCCUUCCUCUGCUGGUACCGACCCGUCUACAAGGCCUUCAGGACUGACAGCUCCUUCAGCUUCUUCUUGUUCUUCUUUGUGUUUUUUUGCCAAGUGGUAAUCUUCAUCAUCCAGUCAAUAGGCAUACCUCACUGGGGCAACAGUGGUUGGCUCUCUGCAUUCACUAUCAUCAGUGAACACCGUGCAGUGGGAAUCAUCAUGAUCAUAGUGGCCAUCCUCUUCACUUUGUGCGCUGUGAUGUCUGUCAUUCUGCUCAAGAUGGUCCACAGCAUGUACCGACGUACUGGGGCCAGUUUCCAGAAGGCGCAGCAGGAGUUCUCUCAGGGCGUCUUCACCAGUAAAACCUUCCAAACUGCUGCUGCUGGAACAGCUUCCUCUGCUGCCCAGGGAGCCUUCCAGGCAAACAACUAAUGGUAGAUUUAGCUAAACUGAGCUUGUUUAGCAGGUCAAUGUCUGUACAUUAUCAGGUCUGGAUAAUUAAUUAAACUAAAGCUGAACAAAUGAGCCUUUUGAAGCCAUCGGCCAGAUUUCUGGAAAUAAGAAUUUGACCUCAUAAUGUACAGACCCUGAGCCAGGUUAAGCUCCUUCACCCUUCACCAUCAGCAUUUCCCUGUAUCUCCUUUUGCUUGUCACUUUCAGUGUGUGCUAUGCAGAGUUAUAUCGUCUGAAGUGGGUGUUUUUAAAAAAACAAACAAACAAACAAAAAAGCAAGCAGUGGAGGGAAAGUGCAAACUGGAGUGUAAAGCAUGAAGUUGACUCAGUGCUAUUUCAGCAUUUCUUGUACAUAAAAUAUAAAUAUUUUACAUUUCAUGUGGGUGCAGUGAGCUUGCGGUCCUCCACACUGAUGGAAUAUCCUGUAAUAUAAAUAAGAUAAAGUGUUUGUCAUUGAUUGACAUGUAUUUUGUCCUGGAAGCAUAUCUCUUUGCUUUUGUUUGCUGCACGUUUUCAGUCUAAUGAGGAAGAAAUGGAUCUGACAGAUCGUGCUAAUUGUAAUCUGUGUGGCCUUAAAGUUUUGGAUAUUCUUUGGAUGUUAUUGCACAAAAUGACUUAAACCUGGAGUAAGAUGAUCUUGGUAGUUAGCUCAUGAUUUCUACAUAACCAAGUGCAUCCACAGAGGAAACCACAUCGCUCCACAUCAUUUCAUGCUUGUACUCAGAUUUUUUUUUUUUUAAUCUAAUUCGGCAGACUGAGGUUCUGAUGUCCUUUUUUUUUUGUUUGUUUGUUUUUCUCCAGCCGAAUAUUCUUGCUGAACUGGUAAUAUUUACAAAUGUUAUCAGGAUCACAUUCAUUUUUUUCUUAUUUUUUAGCAGCUUCAGCUAUGUCUUCUCACUACCUUGUUUAAGAGAUGUUUCUAAGGAAACCAAACGAGUACUGAAUAUAAAAAUGGAACAUUUUUCUGAUUAAAAUAAGUAGAUCAAUAUUUCAUAUAGAUUCUUUAAUGGACUGAGUCCAUCCAAGCUAGAGUAUUUUUUUUAAAUUUACUAACAUUUAAUGCAGGAGAAAUGUUAGAAAAUUUGCAAUGAUUUUUUUAAACGGUGUGAAUAUUUAACAACAAUCAGAAAGUAAGUCGGGUAUUCUGAUUUCUGAGAAAUCAGAUAUGUAUCUGAUUAGAUGUAUGCCAAAGCAGUGUGAAUAUGAUACAUUUCAUCCUCCUCAGAACACAUCCAGUUUCAGUAAACAGCUGCGGUAUUUUCAUUUCUUCUUGGAAAUAGUGGAACAUCUUCCUUGUAUUCCUGUAACUUGUCCACUGAGCUCUAAAUUAUUUGUGUGCUGGUGUAUAUUUUCUACCUGAUUUCAUGUAUUAAAAAACAUGUGUGUGUGCGUGUUUAUUGAUUGUACUGUUUCAAAGCAUCAGCUUGGAUGUAACAUGUUCCUAAAUGACAAGUGCAAAUUUGAAUGUUUUUUUAUGACGUUCCUGCACUGCAUAACAGUCUGAUUGGAGGUUUGAGCUUAUUUACACAUGUAUAGUAAAUAUGGUUUUAAAUUCACACAUUUCUGAAUGCAGAUCUGGAUUUUGUAUUUUAGCGUCUAUUAAAAUUUCUUUGCUUUAAUUUAAAA